This is a messenger RNA of Penicillium salamii, 786 nucleotides long. NCBI's taxonomy places the organism in Eukaryota, Fungi, Ascomycota, Eurotiomycetes, Eurotiales, Aspergillaceae. The record is from the annotation of a GenBank genome assembly.
AUGUCUACUCUUGGUAAGUCAGGGUUUCGAUGCUACCGUGGCUGCAAUGUGCUCACAAGUAACAGGUCCCGACACACACCCUUGCACAGCGUCAAGGUAGUCAUCAUUGGUCAAGAUCCUUACCACAACCACAAUCAGGCCCAUGGUCUCUGCUUUUCCGUUCGAGCCCCCGUGCGAGCCCCACCGUCAUUACUCAACAUCUACAAGGGGAUCAAAAACGAUUAUCCCGAGUUUGAAGCACCGCCCGAUAAGGGUGGUCUAUUGACUCCCUGGGCCGAGCGCGGUGUCCUCAUGCUGAACACAUGUCUUACUGUCCGGGCACACCAGGCAAAUAGCCAUUCCAACAAGGGCUGGGAGAAAUUCACACAGAAGGUCAUCGAUCUAGUUGCGCGAGUCCGAACCAACGGUGUCGUCUUCCUUGCUUGGGGAACUCCUGCUGGAACAAGAGUUGCGAAAAUCAGCAAGCAAAAGCAUUGUAUCCUACAAUCCGUGCACCCCAGCCCCCUCAGUGCGCAUCGUGGAUUUUUCCAAAACGCGCACUUUAAGAAGUGUAAUAACUGGCUGGCUGAACGGUAUGGACCAGAUCAGAUCAUCGACUGGAAUCUAGUGCCGAGCAAGAAGCCGACCUGUAUCUCCGACAAGGAGAACCUGAAUGCUUCAACCAACCAGGCGCCCGUUGAACCUAAAAUUGCGAAGGUCGAAGCUAAGCCCCCGGUGGAUGAGUUCGACGACGAUGAUGCGAUCCAAGCUCUCGUCGAGGCUGAGGCCUGUUCAAGUCCUGUCUAG